AUGAAGGUCAUAGCCAUCAUACUUGCUGCUUCGGCGGCAGUCAACGCCCACUACGUUUUCCCGACUCUGCUGGUCAACGGCCAAACCGGCUCGAGCCAAUGGACUCAGGUCCGCAAGACCGUGAGCUGGCAGGACAAUGGUUUCGUCGCCAGCGUCACCUCGCCCCAGAUCCGAUGCAACCAGCUCAACCUGAACGAGGGAGCGGGCGCGACCGCAACCGUUGCCGCCGGUUCAAAGGUCGGCUUCAACGUCGCCCCUAGCAUCUACCACCCGGGACCGCUCGCCUUCUACCUCGCCAAGGUGCCUGCCGGUCAGACGGCGGCAACCUGGGACGGUUCCGGCCAGGAGUGGUUCAAGAUCUACCACGAGCAGCCAAACUUUGGCUCGCAGCUGACGUGGCCUAGCAUGAACCUGAACAAGGCUGAGGUCACGCUGCCGUCGUGCAUCCCCAGCGGAGACUACCUCCUCAGGGUCGAACACAUUGGUCUGCACUCUGGACCAGGGCAGGCUCAGUUCUACAUUGCAUGCGCGCAGAUCACCGUUACCGGCGGCGGCAACACCACCCCGACCAACAAGGUCGCCUUCCCCGGCGCCUACUCGCCCAACGACCCCGGACUGAUGGUCAACAUCAACUGGCCCAUCCCCACGUCCUACCAGAACCCUGGUCCUCCGGUCUUCAAGUGCUAG
Molecule: messenger RNA, 687 nt
Organism: Pyricularia pennisetigena
Lineage: Eukaryota; Fungi; Ascomycota; Sordariomycetes; Magnaporthales; Pyriculariaceae
Exons: 4
Coding region: 1-687 (228 amino acids)
Source: RefSeq, a predicted model, not a curated record